AUGUCCCCAGCCGAGAAAAAUUACGACAUCGGGAAUAAGGAACUACUUGCAAUCAAGGAAGCUUUCUCGGAGUGGAGGCACCUUUUGGAGGGGGCCACCAUUCCCGUAACCGUCUUGACUGAUCACAAGAACCUUGAGUUUCUGCAUAACGCCAAAAGAUUAUCCUCCAGACAGGCCAGAUGGAGCCUGUUCUUUUCUCGUUUUAACUUUAUUAUUACCUACCGUCCAGGUUCUAAGAACAGCAAAGCAGAUGCGCUGUCCAGAAUGUUCUCUGACUCCUCCCAAGAAAAUAAGAAUCAAACCACGAUCCUGAUUGAAAGAAACUUCUUGGUGGCCACCCAUUCGAGGGAUUUAUGGAAACGAACUAAAGACGGAUAUCAGAGUGACUCUUUUCUUAGCCACCCCACUAGUAAGGUUAACAAUCACUUCAAGGAUGGUUAUUGGAUCAAACAGGAUCAUCAACUAUAUGUUCCCGAAAUAGCUCGACUUGAAGUCCUUAAACUGGCUCAUGAUUCCAAGUUGGCCGGUCACUUGGGCAUAAAAAAAACCCUCAAGAACUGUUAUCUCGUUCCUUCUGGUGGCCCAAUUAAUGUUGCAGAUAUUAAGAAGCUGAAAUCUGUAGGAAUAUGCACAGUAAAAGGGAUUCAGAUGACCACGAAAAAAGCCUUGUGUAACAUUAAGGGGCUAUCAGAAGCUAAAGUUGACAAAAUAAAGGAAGCAGCAAACAAAUUAAUAGAGCCUGGCUUUCUUACUGCCUUUGAAUACAGUAUGAAGAGGAAGAUGGUGUUUCAUAUAUCAACUGGAAGCCAGGAACUUGACAAGCUACUUGGAGGGGGUAUUGAAAGCAUGGCAAUAACUGAGACAUUUGGAGAAUUCCGAACUGGUAAAACUCAGCUAUCUCAUACACUUUGUGUGACUGCCCAGCUUUCUGGACACAAUGGAUAUUCUGGAGGAAAGGUCAUAUUUGUGGACACCGAAAAUACAUUCCGCCCAGAUCGUCUUCGAGAUAUAGCUGAUCGGUUUGGAGUGGACCAUGAUGCAAUGCUUGACAAUGUGUUAUAUGCCCGGGCUUAUACAAGUGAACAUCAGAUGGAGCUUUUGGAUUAUGUAGCAGCAAAAUUUCAUGAAGAAGCUGGUGUUUUCAAGCUUUUGAUUAUUGAUUCUGUAAUGGCUCUCUUUCGAGUGGAUUUCAGUGGACGUGGAGAAUUGGCUGAAAGACAGCAGAAACUAGCUCAGAUGUUGUCCAGACUUCAGAAAAUUUCUGAAGAGUACAAUGUUGCUGUAUUUAUUACAAAUCAAAUGACUGCUGAUCCAGGAGCAACAAUGACUUUUCAGGCUGAUCCUAAAAAGCCUAUUGGAGGCCACAUACUUGCACAUGCUUCGACAACAAGGAUUAGCUUAAGAAAAGGAAGAGGCGAGCUGCGUAUUGCUAAAAUUUAUGACAGCCCAGAGAUGCCAGAAAACGAAGCCACAUUUGCAAUAACUGCAGGUGGUAUUAAUGAUGCAAAGGAGUGA
This is a messenger RNA of Bufo gargarizans (Asiatic toad), 1515 nucleotides long. It is a transcript of the gene DMC1, whose product is annotated as DNA meiotic recombinase 1. Gene Ontology annotation, cellular component: nucleus; condensed nuclear chromosome. NCBI's taxonomy places the organism in Eukaryota, Metazoa, Chordata, Amphibia, Anura, Bufonidae. Bases 1 to 1515 code for a protein of 504 amino acids. The transcript has 12 exons. The record is from RefSeq and is a predicted model, not a curated record. Gene Ontology annotation, molecular function: double-stranded DNA binding; ATP hydrolysis activity; ATP-dependent DNA damage sensor activity. Gene Ontology annotation, biological process: DNA repair; chromosome organization involved in meiotic cell cycle; DNA strand invasion.